This is a messenger RNA of Botrytis deweyae, 687 nucleotides long. RefSeq lists its product as uncharacterized. The transcript has 2 exons. The record is from RefSeq and is a predicted model, not a curated record. The coding region runs from base 1 to 687 and encodes 228 amino acids. Lineage: Eukaryota; Fungi; Ascomycota; Leotiomycetes; Helotiales; Sclerotiniaceae.
AUGGCAGGCCCAUCUCCAUCCCCGGAACCAAAGCAACCCCUCACUAUCGUCACAUCCUCCUUCCAAGAAUUCACACCCGAAGCUUCCUCUUCCCGCCCCCGUGCAACGAUGGCUCAACAUGCCAACACGGCAUUCAUAGCCAUUAGCGCAAUUCUUGGUCUUGCUAUCAUGGCUACAUCAGCAAACGCACUCCAAGUCUUCCAUUCCACUCAUCUGGGCGCUGAAUUUCGAUUACCAGUCUGGCCUCAAAGUUUUGAUUUGAAACCCACCAUUGCCGGGGUCGUUUGUGGAGUUGUAGUUUUCGUUAUGAAUUCUGUGGCCCUUGUGGGGCAAUUUGUUCCUGCCUUGAAGCGAAACCCCCUAGCUCUUCCUACUCUCAUUCCACUGGCUAUCGCCCUUCUUGCUGCAGUCGUCGCCUCAGCAAUUCCUUUCGAUGCUUUAACUUCCUCGACAAAGUGGACUGUCCAAACGUGGAGUUGCCAAUGGUCAAAUAUCAGUACAUCAACCUCACCACAUUGGGGAACGUUGUGUUCGGAAAGCAGAGCUGCAGGAAUCAUGAGUGUAUGUGUGAUUCCAUUUGAAGUGUUAGCGGUAGCUUCGGUAAUAGCUUCGGUGAUGAAGGCAAAGAGAAAUGUUCAGCCCGAAGGACAGUGGGAGAGGAAAAGUAGUGCAGGAGAGAUGUCAUGA